Molecule: messenger RNA, 1200 nt
Organism: Phycomyces blakesleeanus NRRL 1555(-)
Lineage: Eukaryota; Fungi; Mucoromycota; Mucoromycetes; Mucorales; Phycomycetaceae
Exons: 5
Coding region: 1-1200 (399 amino acids)
Biological process (GO): phospholipid biosynthetic process
Cellular component (GO): membrane
Molecular function (GO): phosphotransferase activity, for other substituted phosphate groups
Source: RefSeq, a predicted model, not a curated record
AUGGAGUCCGCCCUCAACCCAGAGUUUCUUGACCACAAGCAGCUAGCCAACCUUAGGCUGUACAAGUAUGCUGCUGUUGAUCGAUCCUUCACCACAAAAUACGUUCUUAGGCACUACUGGGAUGUUGCCAUUCGUCUGUUUCCCAUGUGGAUGGCACCAAAUCUCAUAACUCUCACUGGGUUGAUGUUCAUGAUCAUCAAUGUCAUCCUGACUGUUAUUUACCGUCCAGCUAUGGAUGCUGGUGGUCCAAGUUGGAUAUACUUUAGUUAUGCAGCUGGUCUGUGGCUGUAUUCUACAUUCGAUAAUGUAGACGGACGACAGGCACGUAGAACAGGAACUUCUUCUCCUCUUGGAGAAUUAUUUGAUCAUGGUUGUGACGCACUCAAUUGCUCGUUUGCCGCUACUCUCCAAGCGGCUGGCUUGGGAAUGGGCCAUUCUAUGGGAACUGCCUCCAUUUAUGUAAUUGCUAUGGCUGGAUUUUAUCUUUCCACUGCUGAAGAAUAUCACACUGGAGUACUUUAUCUUGGUUAUGUGAACGCGCCCACAGAAGGAGUAAUUUUAUCAUGUGUUAUAUUUAUUUUAUCCGGUAUCUAUGGUACUUCCAUUUGGCAAACACCUUUGGGUAAUGUGUUAUCCGUUAGAUGGGCUUGGUUGGAAGAACAGUCAUUGGCUCAUGUUCUCGUGGGAUUCAUUGGCUGUAUGCUUGUGUUUACUCAUGUACCUGUCUGUUUCUAUGCCAUGUACAAGGCCUGUGUUGCCCACAAGAAGCCCUUUUUACGAACUAUGAUCGUUGAAAACCUGCCAAUUGUAUCCUACACUGCUGCCUUCCUUUUCUGGGUCACUUCUCCUUACUCUACUAUUUUUUCGGCACAGCAUUUUAUUCUGUUCGCAAUUACCACUGGUAUCGUGUUUGGUCGUAUGGCAUCCAAGAUUAUCCUUGCCCAUCUCACGAAAUCUCCAUUCCCCAACUUCACUGUACUCCUUAUUCCUUUGUACAUUGGGGCGAUCCUUGUAAAUCUUCCACGACUGUCAUUUGUCGAUCCAAUCUUGACUCCUUCAUCCGAGUACUACUUUUUGGCUGGAUACUUUGUGUUUGCUUUGGUUGCAUAUCUGCGCUGGGCUAUAAUUGUUAUUAACAGUUUUUGUUCUUACCUUGGAAUCCGUUGUCUUGUUAUUCCUAAAACCAUCAAAACUCAAUAA